Phalacrocorax carbo (great cormorant) is the source of this 2008-nucleotide messenger RNA. NCBI's taxonomy places the organism in Eukaryota, Metazoa, Chordata, Aves, Suliformes, Phalacrocoracidae. The record is from RefSeq and is a predicted model, not a curated record.
GCCGUGCCGCCGCCGUCCCUCAGCCCCGCCCCGCCGCCGCCGGGCCCCGCGGAGCGCCCGCCGCCGCCACCAUGUCCCGCCGGCCGCCGCCGCCCCGCUCCUGCGACACCUUCGUGGCGCUGCCGCCCGCCACGGCAGGGGGCCGCGUCGUCUUCGGGAAGAACUCGGACCGCCCGGCGGAGGAGGUGCAGGAGGUGGUGCACUUCCCGGCCGCCGCGCACCCGCCCGGCGCCGCGCUGGAGUGCACCUACAUCAAAAUUGAGCAAGUCGAGAAGACCCACGCCGUGGUGCUGAGCCGCCCCUCCUGGCUCUGGGGGGCCGAGAUGGGGGCCAACGAGCAUGGCGUGUGCAUCGGCAACGAAGCGGUGUGGGGGAGAGAGGAGGUCGGUGACGAAGAAGCCCUCCUCGGCAUGGACCUCGUAAGGCUUGGACUUGAGAGAGCAGACACAGCUGAAAAGGCUCUUACCGUCAUAGUUGAUUUGCUAGAAAAAUAUGGACAGGGAGGAAACUGUAUGGAGAGCCACAUGGUAUUCACAUACCAUAACAGUUUUCUGAUAGCUGACAGAAAGGAAGCAUGGGUUCUGGAGACAUCUGGAAAAUACUGGGCAGCAGAGAAAGUAGAAGGAGGUGUACGGAACAUUUCCAACCAGCUCUCUAUCACAACCAAGAUUGACAGAGAACACCCACAAUUAAAGGAAUAUGCCAAAAGCAAGGGCUGGUGGGAUGGGGAAAAGGAAUUCGACUUCGCUGCCACAUAUUCUUAUGUAAAUACUGCCAGAAUGACCACAUCCAGAGGCCGAUAUUGUGAAGGCUAUAAACUUCUGAACAAACACAAAGGAUCUAUCACUUCUGAAAUAAUGAUGGAAAUUCUUCGUGACAAAGAGAGUGGUAUUAAUAUGGAAGGUGGAUUUAUGACAACUGGAAGCAUGGUGUCUGUACUGCCUCAGCAGCCCCAUCUCCCGUGUAUUCACUUCUUUACUGGAACUCCAGAUCCUGCGAGGUCUGUAUUCAAGCCCUUCAUAUUUGUGCCCAAUAUUACUCAGUUAUUAAAAACUAGCUCCCCUACAUUUGGUCAUAAUGAUCCAGUUAAGAAGCAACCACGUUUUCAGAACAAGCCAGAUCGAAGACAUGAGCUCUAUAAAAAACAUGAAAGUGCUGCUGUAGUUAUGGAAACUAUCGAGGGUAAAGGUAAAGAGAUGCUAAAGGAGAUACAGGAGUUGGAGAAACAGAAGAUAAGUGAAAUGGAAUCAAUCCUGCAAAACGGAUGUCUCGACAUUAACCAAGCGGUUAACCUUUUUUCACAGUGUGUAGAAGAAGAACUCAAAAUAUAUAGCUAAAACUACUGUUUGAUUGUGGUACAAUUCAGUUUUAUGAUUGACUUUUCCAAUGAAGUGGCUGUAUAGAUUACAUCUUAUUUUCAAUAUACCAGUUAGUAAGGGCCAAACAGCUUUUGGUUGUGUGAAGCAAUGCUGAAAAGGCUGUUAAGAGUUAGGCAGUGGCUUUGUCUGUGACGCAGUAUAGAGCUGUCAGCAGAGACUGAUUUCAUCAACAGAUGCAAUUAGGAUGUUAUAGCUUGACUAAAUGGCAGAAUACCUCAUUUCUGGACGAAGAACACAAACUCAGGUCUGCAGAACUCAAUUCUAGAAUUUCACAUUGCCUGAAUUAAAACAGCCAUGCUGAAGGACUUUCUAAAAUGUAGAAGCUAUUCCUUGCACUGAAUAAAAAGGAAAGUGAUAGGCAAGUCAAGUAAGAUUGAUACUCAGUUGUUUGAUAAAACAAUUCUAAGAUACGUUUCCUAUAUGAACCUUCUACUCCUUCCAUGUAAAACAAGGCUAAGAGUUCAAGCUAUAUUAAAACCAAAUCACAGUUAUAAUUUUACCAUGAUUUGUUGUGAAAUCUGAUUGCAUGGAAUUCAACAAUGCAAGCAUCCUGCAAGUUACCACACUACUUUCUCUUCCCUAUUUUCCCUACCCUGAUACUCAAAAAUAAAUUAACUUAUUUACAUAGA